Messenger RNA from Lotus japonicus, 933 nucleotides. RefSeq lists its product as uncharacterized. NCBI's taxonomy places the organism in Eukaryota, Viridiplantae, Streptophyta, Magnoliopsida, Fabales, Fabaceae. The transcript has a single exon. The record is from RefSeq and is a predicted model, not a curated record. Bases 1 to 933 code for a protein of 310 amino acids. Gene Ontology annotation, molecular function: zinc ion binding; nucleic acid binding.
AUGUCCUUUAAGGAGAAGCUGAUGGGAUGCAAGGAAAAACAGCCAAUGAAGGAGAGAGUGGAUUUAUUUGAUGCUGGAAAGAUGACAGUGGAGUAUGUGGAUGACAAUCCAAUGCUCCCACGCAUUAGGGUGGACAAGUCGGUCAUUGAAUCCAUGUGUGCACCAUGGAGAGAGGCGUUGGUGGUUUGUCUAUUAGGCAAACGGCUUGGAUAUCGAUUAAUGAAGUCCAAGCUAGCCAGUAUCUGGAAGCCGGCGAGUGGCUUUGACCUGAUGGAUGUUGACAACGGUUUCUUCAUGGUAACCUUUGACCGGGAGGAAGAUAAGAACAAAGUGAUAGGCGGUGGUCCUUGGAUGGUCUUUGAUCACUAUCUGGCGGUCUCAACUUGGAGCCCGGAGUUCAUCUCCCCGGCAGCAAAAGUACAAAGGACUCUGGCUUGGAUCCGCAUUCCGGGGCUCAAUGUGGCGUUCUAUGAUAAGAGCUUCUUAAUGUCAGUGGUGAGGGUAAUUGGUAGACCUAUCAAGGUGGAUAUGACAACCCUAUCAGGGGAUAGGGGAAGAUUUGCUCGUAUAUGUGUGGAACUAGAUCUCACCAAAGCGGUAAUUGGAAGAAUUUGUAUCGAAGAUUUCUGGUACAAGGUGGAAUACGAAGGGCUUCAUGUGAUAUGUACCAGGUGUGGCUGCUAUGGACAUCGGAGCAAAGAGUGCAAGGGUGCCCCGCCUGAAAAGUUGAAGAAGCCGGCGACAGUAGGGGGAAGCCGAGUGAGGUGCCAAGGACCACUGAUGCUAGCAACCCAGGCGGUAGUAAUGUCGCCGGAGGAGUCGAGGAGACGAUGGAGCAAGGCCGGCAGUCGGGUACUCAGAAGAGUGCCACUGACAACGCUAGUGGGCCCCAGCCCACAAGAGCAGUGGCAACCAUUGCUGUGGAGAAUUUAG